Ricinus communis (castor bean) is the source of this 3203-nucleotide messenger RNA. RefSeq names its product premnaspirodiene oxygenase-like. Bases 1641 to 3164 code for a protein of 507 amino acids. Lineage: Eukaryota; Viridiplantae; Streptophyta; Magnoliopsida; Malpighiales; Euphorbiaceae. The transcript has 2 exons. Gene Ontology annotation, molecular function: iron ion binding; heme binding; oxidoreductase activity, acting on paired donors, with incorporation or reduction of molecular oxygen. The record is from RefSeq and is a predicted model, not a curated record.
CAAUCAAAACGGUGUACUUAGAGACAAUAACCAAAACACACUAUUUUUUUCCUAAAUCCCACUCACCAUUUUCUCCAAAACUCUCUCUUUUAUCAUAUUUUUUCUCACUUUUUCACAAUCUAAAUAUCUUGUCUACCACCACCACCACCGCUCUUAAUCUCCUCUCUCUAGUAACCUUCAUUACUAAAACCCUAACCUCAACCCCAGAACUCUCCCAUUCUUCUUUUCAUCUUCAAAACUCACUCGAAUUUCACACAGUUUCCCAACCAUUCAAGACCCUAAAUAAAAAGUUCAUUCCAAAAAGCAGACGACAGCGAAUCCGAUGAAGUCGGAGCAUAUAAGUACGAAAUAGACGAGGAAUUGGACAACAAAAAGGACUAUGACCUGGAUUAUGAUCCCUCAGGCGUUGCUAGUGGUGGAGAUGAGGUAAUGACUUAGGAGUUAUGCCUCUGGCUCCAUAUUGCUCCACUUUACUACCUUGAUAUCUGUUACCAUAUAAAUCCAACAUGAAACCGAACCUGCCUUUAGUUAUAACCACCAUACUUAACUUCAAAAUACCUAAUUUCGUGAUCAGAUUUCAAUGAGUUCUUGUAUGGAUUAUUGUGAUUGUUAUUGAUAAAUAUAUGAGACCGGCGAUGAUCUUACCAAAUUAUAAACUGGGUAUUGUUUAUAGUGUUAAGGUUUGAUACGAUUAAAAAGGGUUGUGGAGGGUGCAUGAGAAUUUUAAGGAGGAAAAGAUUAAUGUUGAAGUUGUUGUGCUGGUGGUUGAGAUGGUGGAUUGGAGAUUAUUAGGGUUUAGAGUCGCUGCUGUCAUUGCCGGAGAUGGAUUGUAUGUCAUUCGUGGAGCUGGAUUAUAGAAGUUGUUCCUGUUGAAUUGAUUUAGACAAAAUGGUGUGUUUUAUUGCAAUUAAUUUGCCGACUUGUCUUUUCUUUUCUUUUUUCAAAUUUUACCUCCGAUGCCACGUCUGCAUACACUAGCCAAAUUUUUCAUUAAACAUCACCGGAAUCCCAAAAUGGAAAAUAAAAUGAAAGAAUGGUAAUUGUUGUAUAAUUUUUAAUAGAAUUGGACAAUUUAGAAAAAUUGUCCAAACCUCAGGAAUUUUUACGUUAUUAGGCCUAAUAAUAAUAAUAAUAAUACACUAUGAGGUUUUACUUUGUAGGGCCUUCCUUUAACGCUACCCGAAAGGAACUAGAAGUAACAUUUUCUCUGAUCGCCAGCCGUUAACCAAGUCAAUCAAAUCUGCUUCUUGCGCUCCUAAGUAUAUGACCUUUUGCCUUUUUCUGCUUUUCGGUUUUAUCGAUCCUUCUUCCAUUCUAUCACUUGAAUUUGUAAAUCCGGCUCGCUCCCGGCUCCGUGUCCUUUGGAAUUAUUAUUUUUAUUAUUAUUAUUAGUAGUAUUAUUAUUGAUGAUGCAGCUAUCAUUAACAAAGAAAAGAAAAGCUUAUAGAUGCAAACAAAUCAAUUUAUAAAGACAAUUAAUCGAAUCUAAUUUGUGGUAUGAGGAUACACGAAAAUGGCUGCCAUCUCCACAGGCAUUAUAAAUUUGUGAUAUCCUGAGGUGCAGCUUUUAAAAGUAAAAUCAAUUAAAAGCUGUCUCUCUUACUCUCUAUCUAUUAGCAUUGCUUCACCUUAUCUUCUUCAUGGAACACCUACACCAAUUUCCCUUUUUCCCUGCCUUCUUCUGCUUCCUUCUGUUCAUCUUUGUUAUUCAGAGUAAAAGGACAAAAUCAGAAGUCAGCAACUCGUCUUCGAAGUUACCUCCAGGGCCAAGAAAGCUACCUAUUAUAGGCAACAUGCUCCAGCUCAUUGGUUCUCUACUUCAUCAUCGUCUAAGAGAUUUAGCCACCCAAUAUGGCCCCGUAAUGCACCUUCAGCUCGGCGAAGUUUCAAAUUUUGUCAUUUCUUCGCCUGAAGCUGCAAGAGAAGUGAUGAAAACUCAUGACAUUAGCUUUGCUCAAAGACCCUUUGUGCUUGCAGCAAGUAUUGUCAUGUAUAAUUUCAAAGACAUUGUUUUUGCACCUUAUGGAGAUCAAUGGAGGCAGCUACGAAAAAUCUGUAUUCUUGAACUAUUAAGCCUAAAACGUGUUCAAUCAUUCAGAUCAGUUCGAGAAGAAGAGGUAUUGUUUCUUGUCAACUCCAUUUCUUCAAAUGCAGGGUCACCUAUCAAUCUUGGUAAGAUGGUGCUUUCUUUAUCUAGCACUCUUACUUUAAGAAAUGCUUUUGGUAAGUUUUGCAAGCAGAAGGAUGAAUUUGUACCACUUGUUAAGAAAAUUCUUCUGAUGUUAGAAGGUUUCAGUGUUGCGGAUACCUUUCCUUCCUUUAAAUUUCUUCAUGGUCUGACUGGGAUCAGGCGUAAACUAGAAAGGCUGCAUCAAGAAGCAGAUACAAUUCUUGAAAAUAUAAUCAAAGAACAUAGAGACAAUAAAGCAUCAGGUAGAAGUGAUAUGAAAAGCGAAGCAGUGGAUCUUGUGGAUGUCCUUUUGAAUCUUCACGACCAUGGCAACCUUGAAUUCCCUUUCACAACUGACAACAUCAAAGCAGUCAUGCUAGACUUGUUUAUUGCUGGAACUGAGUCAUCAUCUGGAAUAAUAGAAUGGGCAAUGGCAGAAAUGAUUAAAAAUUCAAGAGUGCUGGGAAAAGCACAAGAAGAGGUGAGGCAAAUCUUUAAUAAAAAACAAUGUAUAAUAGAUGAAACGGGCCUUCAAGAAUUGAAAUACUUAAAACUAGUUAUCAAAGAAACAUUGAGAUUACAUCCUCCUGCUCCACUGCUUCUUCCGAGAGAAUGUAGAGAGAAAGUAGAAGUUUGUGGAUAUGAAAUACCAGUCAACGCUAAAGUUAUUGUUAAUGCAUGGGCCAUCGGCAGAGAUCCUCGUUAUUGGAAUGAAGCUGAGAAGUUUUUUCCAGAGAGAUUUUUGGAUAAUUCAAUCGACUAUAAAGGGAAUGACUUUGAAUUCAUUCCAUUUGGUGCUGGAAGGAGAAUGUGUCCUGGUAUAUCAUAUGGUAUGGCUGUUAUAGAGCUAUCACUUGCAAAUUUGUUAUACCAUUUUGAUUGGAAACUCCCUGAUGGUAUGGAACCUAAGGACUUUGACAUGUCUGAAUCUUUUGGAGUUACGGCUAGAAAGAAGAAUGAGCUCUUCUUGAUUCCCAUUCCGUACCAACCUUAAUUAACCAGUCAAUAAAAUUCAAUAAAAAAAUUGAUACUA